Pestalotiopsis fici W106-1 is the source of this 417-nucleotide messenger RNA. RefSeq names its product Protein SnodProt1. The coding region runs from base 1 to 417 and encodes 138 amino acids. NCBI's taxonomy places the organism in Eukaryota, Fungi, Ascomycota, Sordariomycetes, Amphisphaeriales, Sporocadaceae. The transcript is spliced from 3 exons. The record is from RefSeq and is a predicted model, not a curated record.
AUGUUCUUCUCCAAGAUCGCCAGCGUUCUCGCUCUCGCCGCCGUUGCCGCGGCCGAUACUGUCGCCUACGACACUGGCUACGAUGAUGCCAGCCGCUCGAUGACGGCCGUCUCCUGCUCUGAUGGCGCCAACGGCCUCAUCACCAGAUACGGCUGGCAAACUCAGGGUGCCGUUGCCGGCUUCCCUUACAUCGGUGCUGCCGCUGCCGUGUCCGGCUGGAACUCUGACCAGUGCGGUACCUGCUGGCAGCUCAGCUACAACGGCAAGACCAUCAAUGUUCUCGCCAUUGACCACGCCGCCGCUGGCUUCAACAUUGCCCUGGACGCUAUGAACGCCCUGACUAACGGCCAGGCUGUCGCCCUCGGUCGCGUCGACGCCACUGCUACCCAGGUUGCCGUCAGCAACUGUGGUCUGUAA